CUUCGCAUAUACAAUAAGGCAUUUUUGUCGUCGUCGUCGUAUCUUUGUAUCAGCGCCCGGUGGUGCUCGCAAUCAGCUAAACAGUUUUAAUUUUCUAUCCGAAGUGUACGCUGUGUGCCGCGGUGCAACGGCGUAGUUACUACAUAGUACAAAGUGUGUUCAGACGGACAGACAUACUUGGACCAAGCCAAGCCAAGCCAACCAAGAACAAGGGCAGGCAGACAGACAGGCCCCCCGCCGUAUGAAGUGCAAGUGUGAAUGUUUAUCGUCGAUAUCCACAACAAGAAUCAAAAAAAAACACACACACACACAGAGAAUUAUUGUUCAGUGAAUAUUAAAGCGAUAAUCUAAACAAAUCCAACGACGUUGUCGCUUAAUAUUGGGAAGUGGUUGCCGCCGUGCGUGUGCGCUCGCCGCUGAAACGAAAUUUGCAACCCUUCGAAAAAAAUACUAGAAAUAAAAGUUAUUAUGAAGUAAACAAUAGUUUGUUGUGAUAAUUAAGAAAUGUCGAUAUGCAAAAAUGAUCUGAGAACUGUUUGGAUCAAAUGUUGAAAGAACUCUGAAUAAAAGCUUUGUUAUGCGUGUGGAAACUGAUUUCCGAAAUUUACUACUGAUCGUCACUGCCAGAGUAACAACGGCGAAAACCACAACAAAUACGUGAAAUCUUAUGCAAAACCACAGCAACGCGAAUGCUGUGUGUGAAAGUAUAAUUGGAAGGAAAGAGUAAAAAAUCGUUAAAUACAAAAGCAACUAAAAAAAAAAACAAAACAUAACACAACAAACCGCAUACCGCAAGCAAACGAGAGUACUCAAUACACCAACGAAAGUAUUACCAGCGCGUUUCCGUUACUGCCUCUUUCGAAUCAUUAAAAUUGCACUUUCAACAUUCCCGAAACAACAAGUCACUCGCUCGGUACGCGCGCCUGUGUCGCGAAUCCUUUUUAAAAAUAUAACUUUAAACUUUACUGACUUUUAUAAAAUAAAAAAUAGUAUCUACGUUACGUUAAUAAACCGACAAAAUGUUUGAUGUAUUCGGCUCCGUCAAGGGGCUGCUGAAGAUCGAUCAAGUCUGCAUCGACAACAAUGUCUUCCGCAUGCACUACAAAGCGACGGUGAUCAUAUUGAUUGCCUUCUCAUUACUUGUCACGUCGCGUCAAUACAUUGGCGAUCCCAUCGAUUGCAUUGUCGAUGAAAUUCCGCUCGGUGUUAUGGACACCUAUUGCUGGAUUUACUCCACAUUUACUGUGCCCGAACGUUUGACGGGCAUCACAGGACGUGAUGUGGUACAACCGGGCGUCGGCUCACAUAUAGAUGGCGUGGAUGAAGUUAAGUACCACAAAUACUAUCAGUGGGUGUGCUUCGUGCUCUUCUUUCAGGCCAUACUAUUCUAUGUGCCGCGCUAUCUAUGGAAAUCGUGGGAAGGUGGACGCCUAAAGAUGCUUGUUAUGGAUCUCAAUAGCCCGAUUGUGAAUGAUGAGUGUAAGAAUGAUCGCAAGAAGAUACUUGUCGAGUAUUUUAUGGGUAAUCUGAAUCGGCAUAAUUUCUAUGCUUUCCGUUUCUUCGUUUGUGAGGCGCUAAACUUUGUUAAUGUUAUUGGCCAAAUAUUUUUUGUGGACUUCUUUUUGGAUGGUGAAUUCUCCACAUACGGUAGUGAUGUAUUGAAAUUCACCGAAAUGGAACCAGAUGAACGUAUCGAUCCGAUGGCGCGUGUCUUUCCGAAAGUCACCAAAUGCACAUUCCACAAAUACGGUCCAUCUGGUUCGGUGCAAAAGUUCGACGGUCUCUGUGUGUUGCCAUUGAAUAUUGUGAAUGAGAAAAUCUACGUAUUCCUGUGGUUUUGGUUCAUCAUCUUGAGCAUAUUGUCGGGCAUAUCGUUGGUCUAUCGCAUGGCUGUUAUAAUUGGUCCCAAACUACGUCAUCUGUUGUUGCGCGCACGUUCCCGUCUGGCCGAGAGCGAAGAGGUUGAAGCGGUGGCAAAUAAAUGCAAUAUUGGCGAUUGGUUCCUGCUGUAUCAGCUGGGCAAGAAUAUCGAUCCAUUGAUCUACAAGGAGGUGAUAGCGGAUUUGGCGCGCGAAUUGGGCGAACACCCGAGCAGCAAGCAACCAUUCGAAGCUUAGUGGUCGC
Rhagoletis zephyria (snowberry fruit fly) is the source of this 2124-nucleotide messenger RNA. Its product is annotated as innexin inx2. Gene Ontology annotation, cellular component: gap junction; plasma membrane. NCBI's taxonomy places the organism in Eukaryota, Metazoa, Arthropoda, Insecta, Diptera, Tephritidae. Gene Ontology annotation, molecular function: gap junction channel activity. The record is from RefSeq and is a predicted model, not a curated record. Gene Ontology annotation, biological process: phototransduction.